AGCUGAUAAAGUACAUAUUAAUUUUCUGGAUGAUAGUAUAUAAGGCGAUGAUGAAGAAGGAAAGUCACAUAUCCUUUUCUUUUCUCCUUGGUUCAGCAUCGACGCCCAAGAUGUUUUUGAGAAUGCUCGUUGUGGCACUGGCCUUAGGGCUCCUGGUCGACGUCGAGGCCAAACCGGCGCCUAAGCCCCAGGUUCUUCCUUAUGGCGUCCCCAACCCCGUCCUGCCUAGCAUGCUUGGAGGCCAUGCUCUUCCAGUGGCUCCGGCUUUACCAUGUUCCAACAUGCCAUCCCUGUGCCAUCACCACAUUAGUUCUCCAGUGAUGUACCAGCCACCAACAGCGGUACUUGCUCCCCAUCCAUCAGUGCUUCCUAUUCACCCACCUAUGGUCCUUCCUCAUCCACCAGCUAUGCCUGUUCACCCACCUACGGUCCUUCCUCAUCCACCAGCUAUGCCUGUUCACCCUCCUAUGGUCCUUCCUCAUCAACCAUUUAUGCCUCUUCACCGUCCUAUAGUUCUUCCUCACCCAUCAAUUAUGCCUGUUACUUCCUCUAUGUUCUCUCUUCAACCAUCAAUGUUCUCUGUUCUGCCAUCCAUGCUUAAUCCACAGCCACCGGCCUCUUCUCCUCAGUCGUCAGAGACUCCAGAGGCAUCCCCCCCACAACCCUCAGAAUUCCCCCCCACAUUAACCAUCGUUUACCCCACAACACAAGAUGCUCUCCCCUCAGUCGGUGGUGAGGCCGCAACCCCAUUCCUCUCGCUGUUUAAUCCCACAAGUUCCUUCAGUUACCCCUCAAUGCCCUCGAUGCCAGAUGCUUCAGCCAAUGGCCCUUCCAACUCACCCUCUAGUGAUGCCAAAUCGUUUCGGUUCUUUUAAGAAGAGGACAUAAUUCCAUU
Penaeus monodon (black tiger shrimp) is the source of this 895-nucleotide messenger RNA. RefSeq names its product splicing factor 3A subunit 2-like. The record is from RefSeq and is a predicted model, not a curated record. NCBI's taxonomy places the organism in Eukaryota, Metazoa, Arthropoda, Malacostraca, Decapoda, Penaeidae. Bases 30 to 875 code for a protein of 281 amino acids. The transcript is spliced from 2 exons.